This is a messenger RNA of Canariomyces notabilis, 1119 nucleotides long. Its product is annotated as glycoside hydrolase family 105 protein. Gene Ontology annotation, biological process: carbohydrate metabolic process. The record is from RefSeq and is a predicted model, not a curated record. The coding region runs from base 1 to 1119 and encodes 372 amino acids. Lineage: Eukaryota; Fungi; Ascomycota; Sordariomycetes; Sordariales; Chaetomiaceae. The transcript has a single exon.
AUGCCUGCCCAGAUCCACGGGAUCAAGUCGAGCGAUGUGCACGCCAAGAUCCGACUCUUGAUCGACGGCAUGGUCAACAUCAAGGACAAGACCGGGGAGUUCCUGCUCAAGCUCGACGAUGGGCGCAUCAUCGACACCAAGGGGUGGAACGACUGGGAGUGGACGCACGGCAUUGGGCUGUACGGCAUCUGGCAGUACUACGAGCUGGUGGGCGACCCGCGGUACCUGCAAAUCAUUGAGGACUGGUUCCGGGACCGGUUCGCGGCCGGGGGCACCACAAAAAACAUCAACACCAUGGCCGUGUUCCUGACGCUGGCGCACGUCUACGAGCGUACGCACAACGCAACCUACCUGCCCUGGCUCGAUGCCUGGGGGGAAUGGGCGUACCACGACCUGGCGCGCACGCGGCGCGGGGGCAUGCAGCAUGUCACGUACCUGUCGGACCACGACCAGCAGCUGUGGGACGACACGCUCAUGAUGACGGUGCUGCCGCUGGCCAAGAUCGGGUGCGUGCUGGGCCGCCCGCACUACGUCGCCGAGGCCAAGAAGCAGUUCCUUGUCCACCUGCAGUACCUGUUCGACACGCGCACCGGCCUCUUCUUCCACGGCUGGACCUUCGCCGAGGGCGGGCACAAUUUCGCCCGCGCCCGCUGGGCCCGCGGCAACAGCUGGCUGACGAUUGCAAUCCCGGAGUUCCUGGAGCUGCUCGGGAUGGACCAGAGCGACCCCAUCGGGAGCCACCUUAUCAACGCGCUCGAUGCGCAGUGCGAGGCGCUGGGUCCGCUGCAAACCCCGUCCGGGCUGUGGAGGACGCUACUGGACAUUCCCGAGGAGGAAGGAUCAUAUGUGGAAGCGAGCGCCACGGCCGGGUUUGCGUUUGGCAUCCUGAAGGCGCAGCGGAAGAGGUACAUUGGCAGGGAGCACGAGGCGGUUGCGGUGAAGGCGGUCAGGGCCGUGCUGGAGAACAUUGACGCCGACGGGGAGCUGUUGAACACGUCGUUUGGGACGGCAAUGGGCACGACGCUGCAGCACUACAAGGAUAUUCCCAUAACCAGCAUGCCGUAUGGCCAGGCCAUGGCCAUGAUGGCCCUGGUUGAGUUUCUGAGGGUAUAUAUCUGA